Molecule: messenger RNA, 1966 nt
Organism: Polistes canadensis
Lineage: Eukaryota; Metazoa; Arthropoda; Insecta; Hymenoptera; Vespidae
Exons: 3
Coding region: 110-1846 (578 amino acids)
Source: RefSeq, a predicted model, not a curated record
AAUUAGAUUGUUCCACGGAUCGUAAUCCUUAAGACUUUGCAAAUAUUAUCGAUCUGUGAACCCUUUAAAUAUAGCUAUCUUAACGAAGAUCGAAUCAUUUUAUAGAACCAUGUCGCGACAAUCAGUAGUUCUAUCAAUACUCUCUUACUUUUUAUUUGUUACGUUGAACAACGUAACGUCUAAAGUAAUUCCACCUUCGGCACCAUGGGCAAGCUUUGCUUCGAAAUCAGUUUAUUCGAGGUCACUUGGACCACCUGUACCUGGUGUAUCUGGAUUUAGCACCAUAAGCAUACCGUACAUGUCCAAAUCGCCGUUCUUUCCAAAAUUCGUUGAUCCUAAAGAUAUGAUUUCUAAAAAGACUGAUUUAUUGAGCAAUCUCUUCGGUGGAAUCGGUACAGUUCCCUUGGCUGCGGAUAGUUCCAAGUUAUUACCAAGCAGUUUUUUGCAAUAUCCUACGGUGGAUGAUCAAAGCGAUUCCGCUGAGACGAAGUUAAAUGACAUUGCUCAACUAUACGGAAUUUCGAAAUUUAAAUCUCCGCUACUACCGUCACAGGAAACUAAGAGAAGUACAACCUUGCUCGCAAACGAUCCGGAACCUUCAUCGAAAGAUACAGCGUCUAAUGAUAAAACUGAAGUAAAAGAUCCCAACUCAUCUACGAGCGAUAACGAUUCGAAAUCGGAAGAAAGUGAAACACCCGAAGACAAGAUUAAUGAUAAGUUAAAGGUAAAGGAAUAUCUUCCAGGAAUGUUUUCUCCAUUUGCUGUUGAUCCAUCGAUGUUCAUAGACAAAAAAUAUUCCUUUUUGGACACACUAUUUAAAAAUCUUGCAACUUCUACCGCUGCUCCGAUUUUUGCCGAUACGACACCAAAGAGUACAAUCGUACCACCUGAAUUUUGGAUUCCAAGCUCACCGUUUGCCGAUCCAACGGAAUACAACGACAAGAUAUCCUCCUUUUUGGAUAAAUUAUUCGAGAAUUUAACAUUGAACAAGACUAAUGCCGAGGACGAAACAUCAUCUCCGGUUUCUGCUCCGAGAGUUGCAAGAUCGAUCGAGGAUGUAUCUUCAAUACUCGCUGCUAAAGAUGCUUUCGUAGAUUCGAUACUAAUGCAAUUGAGUAGUUUGAAAGACGAAAUGAUCUCGGUUCUAAACGAUACGAUAGCUUAUCAAAAAUCUUCGAGCGUGUCUUCGUCGAUGGUACCAAAGAAACCAUUUCUACCAAGCAUGUGGAUGAAGCCAACAGCAGAUACGAUGUUACUGUACAAGCAAAAAAUGCAAUUUCUUGAUCAAAUGUUCGAUAUGUUGCUAGAAUUGCAAAAAAAUGUAUCAGCAAAUAUUUUAGAAACCGUGAAGUCCGAACUGAACACACAAAGUGAUGUUCAACCGCCGAAUUUCAUCGACGAACCUUUGGCACCUACCGACGAUAAUUUGUUGAAUCAAUCUCUGUUGGAUGUCAUUAAGCAAAGUUUAGCACAAAGUAUUCAAUAUCCAGCAGCUGCAUCGAAAGGUGCUGGCAAAAAAGUAGCUCGAUCGACACCAAGCGCAACUUCAUUUUGGGUUUCUUAUCCGGAGAGUACACAUACCGUUGCUAAACGACACGCUCCUGCAAAUAAUUUUCAAUAUCCUUCACGAACAGGAAAUAAUUUUAAUUAUCCACAAGAUAAAUCGGAUCUGAGCCAAUCCGCGGAAUUGUCACAGAAAUAUGACAAGGAAAAUACCGAUUUCGAUUACGAUAUUGAUGAGCAAAGAGAAAAUAUAGAGAAAUUUAAAAAAUAUGUUAAGUGGAUGGAUUAUAUUAUGAACAAACGCAAGGAAGGCAAGCAUCGUCAUCAUCAUCAUUAUUUUUAAGUCAUUUCAAAAAUUGAUUAAUAUAUUAUUAUAUCUCAAAAUUCGAAAUACUAAGUUAAAAUUAAAUCGUGUAGAAGAUUUCGAUUCUAUAAAUAAAAUUCUUUAAAAACAAUUAAGAAA